CUAACGAAGCGUGAGGGCACAGUCGAACGCGAGAGACAAAAGGAAUAAAUUAAUCGUGACAUUAGGGAUUCAUUUGCGAACGCAAACCGGUGGUUGUCACGUUGAACUGCUGACGUUGGAGUUCCGAUCGUGAAAACAAUGCGUAUUGGUUAGAAAUCCGUCGAGGCACAGCUGCACAGAUUGAGUUGUUUUAAUUUGACAGAAAACACACGGUCCCACUGACGGUAGCCAGACACAAUAAUGCAUACAGUUCUAACACGUGGAAACGCUAUUUUAGCAUACACGCUAAGCGUGUCGGCCUGCCUCACUUUCUGUUGUUUCCUCUCGACAGUGUUCAUCGAUUACAGAGCGAACACGACGUUGAACACAGUUAAAGUUGUUGUAAAAAAUGUGCCAGAUUACAGUGCGUCUAGGGAAAAGAACGAUCUGGGCUACCUGACGUUCGACUUACAAACUGAUCUCACUCCGUUAUUUAACUGGAAUGUUAAGCAAUUGUUCCUGUAUCUCACUGCAGAGUAUCAGACAGAAAACAACAAGUUUAAUCAGGUAGUGCUAUGGGAUAAGAUAGUGCUUCGUGGCGACAACGCCGUGCUCGAUUUCAAGAACAUGAACACAAAGUAUUACUUUUGGGAUGAUGGCAAAGGCCUCAGGGGAAACAAGAACGUAACAUUGACGUUAUCUUGGAACAUCGUACCGAACGCUGGACUACUACCCAGUGUCAACGCCCUCGGCUCCCAUACUUUCGCAUUUCCAUCCGAGUACACAACGUUACGUGUAUAACGAACAUUAAAUGUACAUUAAAAUGUUACAUUCAAAUGUACAAGCGUUACGAUUGUGUAUGUGAUUUUCUAAGAUCUUUUAUUUAAGCUGCAUAAAAUUCGUCAUGUACAAUAAACGUUUAUUUCUGCACA
Messenger RNA from Ooceraea biroi (clonal raider ant), 911 nucleotides. RefSeq names its product Signal peptidase complex subunit Spase22-23 (gene Spase22-23). Gene Ontology annotation, biological process: protein targeting to ER. Lineage: Eukaryota; Metazoa; Arthropoda; Insecta; Hymenoptera; Formicidae. Gene Ontology annotation, cellular component: signal peptidase complex; membrane. The record is from RefSeq and is a predicted model, not a curated record.